AUGUCACAAAAAUAUGUGCAUACCCUAUGGGCAAACACUCAACUUCAAUUAUCACGUUUACUUACAUCUGAAAUACAAGGUUCAAAAAGUUUCGAUAGUAAACGAAACGCUAACGACUAUGUACGACAAAUUUUUAUUCAAUACAAUGAUUCUAUGAAAAAACUUGAUGAAAUCUAUCAAACAUUAAUUCAUCCACAAAAACGUUUGAUAAUACGUACUUUACUAGAUGGUAUUGUUGGACGAUUAGUUGAGUUAAAACAAGAAAUGAUUAAAUUUGAUUGCUGUGAAUAUACAUAUUUUGAAGAUUUAGCACUCGAUCAAAAUAAAACAUUAGAUAAUUUGCGUAUUGAAAUUCCUUCGUGUUUUGCUGAAGAUCGUUUUAAAUCAAUAGAACAACGUAAUCAUAAAAUACGAACGAUCCUUAGUCGUUUAGAUGAAUCAAAGCAUGUUCUCUCCAUGAAAUCUUCGUUUGAUUCUUUCCUAACAUCAAAAAAUGAUCAAAUUCGCAUAAUUCCAUUAGCUGCUGUCAUUCACAUUCUUCAAGCACAUGAGCGUGCUCGACAAGGUCGCGUACAUGCAUAUUUCAUGCGUCAAAUGAAAAAUGAAUUAAAAACAAAAGAAAUGAAGUCAAUUAGUGAUAAUAAUCUUGAAGAUAGUUGUGUUAUUAUUCAGACAAUUUGGAGACAACAAUACGCAGAAAAAUUAUUCAAUAGAAAAAAGAUUGAAAAAGCAGAAUUGUUAAACAUGAUUCUACCUCGAAGAAAACUAUUCGCUGAGAGUUAUAUCGAUGAUAGAGAUAAGAAGAUGCGUGAUUUACAAUUGCAGCAUCAUCAAGAAUUUGAUGGAGCAUCAAAUUAUAUCAAACAAAAACUUCAUCAAUAUGAAGAAACGGAAGUCAAAUCGCGCAUGAAAAAUGUCAUGUUUCAAUGGUUAUUGGAAUCACGUCAACUUUAUGGUCAGUUUCCUAUUUAUCCAUCGAAUGAAGUCAAUGGUUCAACGAUACUUUUCAAAGAAAUGACAAUAGCUGAAGUUCAAGAAUUUGUUGACAAGCAAGCUCAAGCAUUGAAAAAUAAGAAAAUAAAACGGAAAGAAGUAAAACAAAUAGCAAAGAAAGCAAGAAAGAAGAAGCCAAUAAAACAAAAGGCAAUCAUGAAUGAAUUAGAACCCUCGAAAUUUAUUCCUUCUAUAAAUAACCAAAUGAAUAUUUAUAAAGAAUUGUUUUAUCAACGAGAUGAAUCACAUAAUAAAGAUCAACAGUAUGAUACAUUAUUAGCUAUGGACCAUUUUCGAUCGGAAGUCGAAUAUGAAAUACGACGUGAUGUGGAUAAUAUUCUUCGUAAUGAAUUAAUCUAUCUGAAAUUAUCUAUUGAUAAUGUUAAAGAUAAGCAAAUCAAAAAAUCAAAAAAGAAAAAAAAGAAGAGAAGAAGAAGAAAUAAAAAAACUAAAGAUAUUGUUGCUAAUAGAACAAACGAUUCAAUAUUUGAAGAACUUGUUGAAGCAGGUAUUAUUCUACCUACGAAACCUGUUCAUCAACGAGAUUUUAUUGGUGAUUAUCAAUAUCUAAGUGAAAGUAUGCGUUGUAAUGAAAAAGAACCAAUGCCAUCUUUACUCGAUUGCCAACAGCUUGUCAUUCUACAGAUUAUUUUCCCUCUUUGUUCAGAAAAUAUUCACCUCAAUCUACCAAUACGUAAAGCUGUGUUACUGGCUGGACCACGUGGUAGUGGCAAAGAAUUACUUGUACAUAUUGCAUGCAAUCAAUUAGGUGGUCUUCUCGUAGACCUAUCGCCAGCAAAUGUUGCUAAAUCCUUUAAUAGUGCGAGUGGCCUGAAAGUGCUUUUUGCGAUGGUUAAACAGCUUGCUUUAAUGAUGCCUCCCGUUCUUUGUAUGAUACGUGAUAUGGAAGUCAUUUUUUCAAAAAAGCUAACUACACAGGAAAAAGCAAUUGAACCCAGUCGAUACAAACGUGCAGUACGUAAAUUUAUUAAAAGUAUAAAACCAGGCCAACGAAUUAUGCUUGUUGGUUUAUCAUCUCAACCAUACCGAGCUCGAAUAAAACAAUUUCUACAAAUCUAUCAACAUAUUAUUCUAUUUCCACGACCAAAUUAUGGAUCAAGACGCAAAAUUUUUUAUGAGACUUUAAUUGAAAAAUGUAAUAUGAAUAUUAAUGAUGUUGAAUUGAGUAGGCUCGCAUCGUUAUCCGAUGGCUAUACAGCCGGGCAAAUUCUUGAAGCAAUUGAUAAAGUGAUUAAAAUCAAACAAGAAACCAAAUAUUCAAAUAUGACCUGUACCGCUGAUGAUUUUAUUACUGUACUCGGUACAAAAGUUCCUGUUUUUGUUGAUGAAGAAAAUAAAAUUAAAAAUUGGUAUGCUAAAACUGCAAAUGGUAUCAAACGUUUACAUGAAUUAGUUCAAACAUCGUCAUCAACAUCAAAGAAAACGUCAUUAAAACAAACACGUUAA
Rotaria socialis is the source of this 2460-nucleotide messenger RNA. NCBI's taxonomy places the organism in Eukaryota, Metazoa, Rotifera, Eurotatoria, Philodinida, Philodinidae. The record is from the annotation of a GenBank genome assembly.